UAAAUAUCUGGCAACUUAUUGGUGCUGUCAGAUAGGUGCAUUUCGUAAGUUUAGAAAAUAUACUCGCAAUUGCAAUACAGAACAAAAAAAGGAGUAGAGGAAAAUUUGGAAAAUUAUUGAAUUGUUUUCCCUAUAUUUCUUGUUCCACCGGAAUUUUAUAUCAUAAAUAGUGUGAAGUGUCGACGACCGCUUAUUGUGACAUAAUCUUGGAAAACCACAACACAGUCACCAACACAACUUCGGACGUCAGGCAGGAAUUUUACCCAAAAAAAGCCUGCCAAGAAAAGCAACCAAAUAGUUGACUCGUUAUAUAGAAUGGCUACACCACAAUCUCCAACCCGUAUGUUCAAUGGUCUGGAUGAAGAUAUUUAUAAUGAAGCAAAAUUUGCACAUGAAAUAAAUGACAAAAUGCGUGUUCCUAAGCGCAUUAAAGCAACAGGAGAAUUCUCUGACGAAGAUUUACUUUUAUCCAAUCAAAAUGGUUUAAUUAAUUCGUGGAAUUAUCACGAUAAAAUUGACAUGAACGUACCAGAUCGUAUAGUGGUAUUAGGUCAUAAUCAACAUCUCGAGACACGCUCAGCACCACGAGAAAUACAACUGGAAAACUCAAUUCUACCAAAGAACCCAACGGUGAGCAUGGUACGUGUACAGACACCACCUCGUGUUAUCACACUGAAUGAACACCAUUUCCCAUCUGCUUCGGAGGAGAGUUCACCACAUCGAUAUGAUGAUGGUGCUGACUUUGAAGAUGGCGAUUACGAUGAUGACGAUGAUACACGUCCACCUCCUUAUGUGCGCGCUAACGGUAUAGGCCAUGCACAAGUCGGUUUUCAUCCCACUGACUCCAAUUCUGUGGAAUCUGACUCACAAUUGACUACAGGUGGUGCCAGCAAACGUUCGCAGCAAUUGGUAUACAACAACAAUGACACAUCAAUUGUCAGCCAUCGCGAAGGUACACCUAUGGGCGAGCUGACACCACAUGAAGAGAUCCUCUAUUUACGUCGGCAAUUAGCCAAACUAAAUCGUCGCGUAUUGAACAUUGAAAUCAGUAACGAACAGCGUCUGCAACGCGAAAAAAUCGUGUAUUGUUUGGGAUUAGCGUAUUUCGUAUUGAAGGCUGUCUUCUGGCUAAAUCGUAAUUGAAUUUUAUAUUAAGUACAUAACACGCAUACAACCGAGGAGAGCAUUAGUGCGCGCUAAACGACGCAUUUUAUUGAAAUUUUGCAAGUCGUUGAAAUUUUUUGGGGUUUAAGAGUUACGUGAAAAUGGUAUUGGUUGGGGGUGAUAGUGUAAGUAUGCGCUAAUGCUAAUUUCUAUAUUAACACAAUGUUUUUUUUUUUUUUUUUGGUUUUAUUUUUAUAUUUGUAGCAAUAUAGAAAGUGUGUAUUUGAAUUUAAACUUGUAAACCUACGAACAUUUGAUUUGAUUUAGCCUAAAUUAUUUCAAUAUAAAAUAAUUGUUAAUAUGAGCCUGUAUCGAAGUAAAAUAAAAAUAUUGAAAAACUAUAAAGAAAGCAUAACUUGAGCGGAAAAUACCACUACAUAACAUAUUUGAAAAGCAGCUGCUUUGCUGAGCUAAAUAUUUAUGUUUAUUUCGAUAUUUGCCUAUACAUUUAUACAUAUACAUAAAAAAAAAUAGCGUCAAUUUCUAAUAAGAAUAGUGGAAAAAAUUAUUUUAUGUGAUUUAUUUCUGAUAUUCUUACUUUAUUUAAAUUUUAAGAAUUGCAUGCAUACAAACGCUGACCUUUAAUUUUACUAGUAUUUAUAUGCGUCUAUUUCUAUUUAUAAAAUUUCAUUACAAUAAUUUCUACUCUAAUGCCAUAUUAUUGUUAAAUAUGUUAAACAUGAAAGAAGAAAUGAAACUAGUUAGAAAAAAUAUGCAGUACGUUGUCUAUGUUAACUUGUUUAUUAUUUAAUAAAAGUGCGGAUCUAUACAACAAUUGUGACUUAACAGAAUACGCGAAAUACGAUUUUAAAGGUAUUAUCCACGAAAACAUUAAUUAAUUAAAGUACAUUGCUUUAUAAAGAGGCUGGAAACGUAUUUAUAAAUCAAAUAUUGUGUUUUGUUACUUUCAUAUUUAAUAUUGAAAAUAAACCAAGUGAUUGAUGUUAGAGCGCAAAUAGCAACUUUACUACGACAAUCGAUUCUAUAUACAAUUGCAGCUUUAUCUUUUUUGAAAUAUAAACAAAGUUUCACGCAUUUAAGAUAGUGACUUUCGUACCGAUCUUGUUUUGGAUAUAAACGUUUGAGCUUACUCGUUCAGUUGCCUCUAUAUUAUUGUCAAACAUGUUCUCAAGAUGUUGUAACCAAUUCUGCGGUGUCUUCUAGUCUCACAUUGCUUUUAACUUAUUAUUAGUAAGAUAGCAACAAAUAUUUUCUUCGCCUAAAUUAUAUGAUCCGAGUUUGAUAUGAUUUCACUUUUCUUUACUAUAUUUACUAGCUCGAUUCGCAGUCAAACAUGGCGAAUCAAUUUACAACUUGACUUUGGGUGCGCAAUUUCUAAUUAGUUGCAACAAUACUAACCUAUUGUAUAUUUUGACAUCUACAUCAUUGAAAUCCUUGCAAACCUGGAAUUUAAUAGUCAUGCACCAUUCCAACAAAAUGGUGUCAUAACUAGCUAUACGCACAAAUAGCCCUUGACUCAGUGAAGCACCCUAAUUCGCAUUAAUACAACCUCUUAUGUAAUAUGUUAAGUAUAUGUAAAUUCAGUCACAUAUAUAAUAGUACAUUUUAUUCUUUUUUUCACGACUUCGACAAUCACUUAUAUUAAUGUAACUAUGCAUUUUCAUUCAAUUUACAAGUUUUUUUUUUUAUUUAAGUAUAUAAUAUUAAAUUAAAUGCAAUUUCUUUACGUUACUUUGCAUAUUACUUUUUCUACAACUAAAGACUUUUCAUAUCAUAAAUGUAUUUUUCUUUUUACUGUUUUUUGAUGUUCUUGAAAUUUUGUUUUAAAAAAAUGAACUAUUUUACGACAUAUACCAUAUGAAUAUAAAUGUGUUGUGCGAAAAUAUGUAAAGAUGGUUACAGAUGGGCAAGCUGGUCCUUUUAGUGUAUAUUGAAAGUAUGUGUUUGCUAUAAUUAAUUCAGUAUUUCAACUAAAAUUAAUCGCUUUCUUCAUCCUCCUCAUCAUCUUCAUCUUCAGACUCU
Molecule: messenger RNA, 3147 nt
Organism: Zeugodacus cucurbitae (melon fly)
Lineage: Eukaryota; Metazoa; Arthropoda; Insecta; Diptera; Tephritidae
Product: transport and Golgi organization protein 11
Exons: 3
Coding region: 316-1143 (275 amino acids)
Source: RefSeq, a predicted model, not a curated record